AUGUCUCAGAAUGACCUGAAGAUCUUGAAAACUUGGGAUAAUGGCAAAACAAUUGAAGAUGGUCGUUAUACUUUGAGUAUUCCCUUUAAAACAGGGAGGCCUUACCUGCCUGAUAACCGAAUUGUAGCGGAAAAUCGUUUGAAGAUGCUGGGGAAGCGGCUGGAUAGAAAUGAAGACCAAAGGGAGAAAUACAUUAAAGAGAUUCACAAACUCUUUGAGAAGGGUUAUGCCGAAGAAGUACCUCCUGAAGAUAUGAAGAGAGCUGAUGGCAAGGUAUGGUACUUGCCGCAUCAUCCAAUUAAGAACCCCAAAAAGCCAGACAAGACCAGAGUUGUGUUUGACUGUGCUUCAAAGUUUAAAGGAUUUUCCCUGAAUGAUUAUGCGAAUCAAGGGCCAGACUUAGCUAAAAAAGUUAGUAGAUUCCUGCUAAGAUUCCGGGAGGGAGCUAUUGCCUUUAUGGCAGACAUAGAGGCCAUGUUUCACCAAGUGAAGGUGAUACCAGAUGACAGAGAUGUGUUACGCUUCCUCUGGUUUGAAGAUGAUGACACAAGAAGACCGUUAGUGACAUACCGAGUGACAUCUCACCUAUUUGGUGGGGUGUGGAGCCCAAGUUGUGCAAACUAUGCAUUACAGCAUGUAACAAAAGAAUUUAAAGAAGAGUAUCCACAGGCUGUGUUGAAUACUGUCCUACGUAAUUUUUAUGUAGAUGACUGUUUGAAAUCUGUGAAGACCCUAGAGACUGCAGUACCUCUUGCAAAUCAAGUAAUACACUUACUGCAUAGAAGAGGUUUUAAUUUAACAAAGUUUGUUUCUAACUCACCACUGUUGAUGAACAACAUAAGCAAGGAGAGGUGGGUAAAGUCUUUUACCACUCUCGAUAUCAGCCUAGACAAACUACCCACAGAAUGUGCACUUGGAAUGCUGUGGAAUACUGAGUCUGACAACUUCAGAUUUAAUAUACAGAUAAAGAACAAACCUAGAACCAGGAGAGGAGUGCUUAGUACUCUCAACAAUGUGUAUGACUCUUUUGGAUAUGUAAGCCCAUUCAUUCUUAAGGCUAGAAGACUGUUUCAGCAGCUGUGUCGAUUGAGAACUGGCUGGGACGACUCUUUACCCAAGGACUUGGAGGAACAAUGGGGCCGGUGGAUGAGAGACCUGCCUAUCAUUAAAGAGUUUAGCAUUCCCAGAUGUAUUAUACCUAUAGACAAGUGCAUAAGACUGUUUCAACUGCAUCAUUUCUUUGAUGCCUCGGAAUAUGGUUUUGGAGCAGUUUCAUAUUUGCUGACCAUCUAUGAAGAUCAGACAGCUUCAGUCCAUCUCAUGAUGGCAAAGUCAAGACUUACACCUUUGAAAGGUUCCACCAUUCCACGCCUGGAGUUGGCUGGAGCACUAGAAGCAGUAAGAUUGGACAAGCUUUUGCAAGAAGAGAUGGAGAUGCCAUUGGAAGAAUCUGUGUAUUGGACAGAUAGUACCAUUGUCUUAUGGUACCUGCAGAGCUCAGGAAAAAGGUUCCAAACCUAUGCCUCUAAUAGAGUAGCCAAGAUUUUGGAGCUGACACAGUGGAGACAUGUACCUACUUCGGAGAACCCUGGAGAUGAUGCCUCUAGAGGAAUGUCAGCCAAAGAACUUGUUAGUGAUGAGCGUUGUUGUAAAGGACCGCGAUUCCUAUACAGUGAUCUAUCAAGCUGGCCUAGACAACCUGCAUUGUACAGAACUAGAAAGGAUGGCUGA
Molecule: messenger RNA, 1731 nt
Organism: Penaeus vannamei (Pacific white shrimp)
Lineage: Eukaryota; Metazoa; Arthropoda; Malacostraca; Decapoda; Penaeidae
Source: RefSeq, a predicted model, not a curated record